AUGGGAAGAUUUGAAACACCGGCUAUUUCAAACCCAGUCUGUCCUCCCCCGUUAACGUCUGCGUCGAGUUCCACUCAAAGUUCUUUUAACUGGACUCCAGUUCCUGCACAUUCACGUUGUUCACCAACAGACGUCGUUCCUCUUUCAAGUGAUUUGCCGCUUAAUGGUAGUAAAGAGAAUACAUCAAUAUCGACAGACAUACAGAAGAAUGCCUCUUCAGCUGAUGGAACACGAUUUCCUGAUAUUAAUGAUUUACUAGAUCUCUAA
Molecule: messenger RNA, 267 nt
Organism: Acanthoscelides obtectus
Lineage: Eukaryota; Metazoa; Arthropoda; Insecta; Coleoptera; Chrysomelidae
Source: the annotation of a GenBank genome assembly